Poeciliopsis prolifica (blackstripe livebearer) is the source of this 646-nucleotide messenger RNA. RefSeq names its product adhesion G-protein coupled receptor G7-like. Bases 74 to 646 code for a protein of 190 amino acids. NCBI's taxonomy places the organism in Eukaryota, Metazoa, Chordata, Actinopteri, Cyprinodontiformes, Poeciliidae. The transcript is spliced from 4 exons. Gene Ontology annotation, molecular function: G protein-coupled receptor activity. The record is from RefSeq and is a predicted model, not a curated record. Gene Ontology annotation, biological process: G protein-coupled receptor signaling pathway. Gene Ontology annotation, cellular component: membrane.
CUGACCAGAACCAGAACCCUGACCCGGUUUUGCUUCAUUUUGUUGUUUCUGGUCAGGAGUCCCGGCCGUUGUGAUGGCGAUCACCCUGGCAACGACCUACCGGGUGGAGAACCCGCUGGCAUACAGACAGGAGGAGUUCUGCUGGCUCGCUGCUCUGGACCUGAACAACCACUUCAGCUUGGGGAAGCCCAUGUUCUGGGCCUUCAUAGUGCCGCUGGGCCUGGUUCUGCUCUACAACGCGGUUCUGCUGGGCCUCAUCUCCCUCACCACCUGCAGGGUGGAUCGAAGGCUCACCAGCACCAAGCGCUCCCCCCUGGCCCAGAAGUUCCUGAUCAGUUUCUCUCUGGCGGUUCUGCUCGGUCUGUCCUGGACUCUGGGCUACCUGGUCCUGGUUACCAUGGGAACCGCUCACCUGGCCUGCAGCAUCCUGUUCUGUCUGUGUACCACCACCCAGGGCCUGCAGAUCUUCAUCCUGUUCACGGCCAGAACCAGAAGCUUCCGGUCGCAGCGGCCCGUCCCGCUCGCUACGUCUCCGCCGCCGGGUACAACCCUCAGGUCCACAACGUACCACCUGUGGAAGAACCGGGCCGAAACCAGAACCUCAGACAUGUACAAGAACACAAGAAACCAGGAAACCAGCAUCUAG